This is a messenger RNA of Cryptomeria japonica (Japanese cedar), 3609 nucleotides long. Its product is annotated as pentatricopeptide repeat-containing protein At3g12770-like. Gene Ontology annotation, biological process: RNA modification. The transcript has a single exon. Bases 280 to 3123 code for a protein of 947 amino acids. Gene Ontology annotation, molecular function: RNA binding; protein binding; zinc ion binding. The record is from RefSeq and is a predicted model, not a curated record. NCBI's taxonomy places the organism in Eukaryota, Viridiplantae, Streptophyta, Pinopsida, Cupressales, Cupressaceae.
AAGAUUAAAUUAAUGGAGAAAGAAAAAUCUAAUUGCUAUGGAACACUGGUUAUUCUUCUGGGUGAUUGUUUUAUAUAUGGGCAAAGCUUUUUAAAAGAUCUGCAACGGGUUCUUAAUUCCUCCCACCGAAAUCCCUUCAUCUGCUGCUUUGUACCCGGUCUUAGAAAAUUGCUUGUAACUUGAUCGUCUGCUAUCAUACCUGCUUCAAGUGAAAAUGCUGCAGGUUUAUCCCUGGCAACUUCAUUCCAGUAUUUUCCACUCUCCAACUACAAUCAUAAAAUGUCAUUGCCAACCACUACUCAUCUCAAUCUCACAGCAUUAUGUAGAGAGGGCCAGUUGAAGGAGGCACUGCACAUUCUGCUUACUACACACAAUCCCCCUGAAGACUACUCUACAUAUCUUCAAUUAUUGCAGUCCUGCAUCCUCAAAAAUGCGCUUUCACAGGGGAAAAAUGUCCAAUCUUUCAUUGCUCACAGGCGAUGUGCAUUUGCUGAAAGCACAACUUUUCAGAAUAACCUUCUUAAGAUGUAUGUCAAGUGCGGAAGUUUGGUUAAUGCCCGUAAAGUGUUUGACCAAAUGAAAAAACGAGACAGCUUCUCAUGGAAUACGAUUAUUGCAGCGUACAGAAGGCAUAGGUAUCCUCACGAGGCAGUCUCACUGUUUCGCCAAAUGCAACGAACAGGCAUCCAACCCAAUCAGUUCACAUUUGCUAGCGUGUUUCCAGCCUGUGCCAAAAUAGGAGCUUUGGAACAAGGUAUGGACAUCCAUCAAAGCAUAAAGGAUCAAGGAAUUUUGUCAGAUGUUGUAGUUACAAAUGCCCUGGUAGACAUGUAUGCAAAAUGUGGAAGAAUAGACAAGGCACGUGAACUGUUUGACAAAAUGCCUCAGAGAGAUGUUGUCUCAUGGAAUACAAUGAUUGCAGGAUACACACAAAAUAGUGUUCUUGAUGAGGCUGUAAGGCUUUUCGAGGAAAUGCCUCAAAGAAAUGUGAUCUCAUGGAAUGUGAUGAUUGCAGGAUAUGAACAAAAUGGAUUUGUUGAGAAGGCUUUAGAAACUUUCCAGCAAAUGCAAUUGGUAGGUGUAAAGCCAGAUUCCGCAACCUUUGCUAGCAUCCUUCCGGCCUGUGGUAAAAUGGGAGCUUUGGAACAGGGUAUGGACAUCCAUCAAAGCAUAAAGGAUAGAGGAAUUUCCUCAAAUGUUGUAGUUGCAACUGCCCUGUUAGACAUGUAUGCAAAAUGUGGAAGCAUAGAUAAGGCACGCGAGCUGUUUGACAAAAUUUCUCAAAGAAAUGUGGUCCCCUGGACUGCGAUGAUCUCAGGAUAUGCACAAAUUGGAUUUGUUGAGAAGGCUUUAGAAACCUUCAAGCAAAUGCAUUUGGCAGGUGUAAAACCAAAUCCCGCAACCUUUGCCAGCAUCCUCCCAGCCUGUGCCAAAAUUGGAGCUUUGGAACAAGGUAGGGAAAUCCAUCAAAGCAUAACAGAAGGUGGAUUUUUGUCAGAUGUUGUAGUUGCAAGUGCCCUGGUAGACAUGUAUGCAAAAUGUGGAAGCAUAGACAAGGCACAAACAUUGUUUGACACAAUGCCUCGAAGAGAUGUUGUCUCAUGGAAUGCCAUGAUUGCAGGAUAUGCACAAAAUGGAUUUGCUGAAGAGGCUUUGAAAACAUUCGAGCAAAUGCAGUUGGCAGGUGUAAAGGCAGACUCCACGACCUUUGCUAGCAUCCUUCCAGCCUGUGCCAAAAUGGGAGCAUUGGAACAGGGUAUGAAUAUCCAUCAAAGCAUAAAGGAUCGCGGAAUUUUGUCAGAUGUUGUAGUUGCAACUGCCCUGGUCGAUAUGUAUGCAAAAUGUGGAAGCAUAGACAAAGCGCAUGAACUGUUUGACAAAAUGCCUCAAAAAAAUGUGGUCUCAUGGAAUGCCAUGAUUGUAGGAUAUGCACAAAAUGGAUUUGUUGAAAAAGCUUUAGAAAUCUUUAAGCAAAUGCGAUUAGCAGGUGUAAAGCCGAAUUGCACAACUUUUGCCAGCAUUCUCCCUGCCUGUGGCAAAAUGGGAGCUUUGGAACAGGGUAUGGACAUCCAUCAAAGCAUAAUGGAAGAGGGGAUUUUGUCAGAAGGUGUGGUUGCAAAUGCCCUGGUAGACAUGUAUGCAAAAUGUGGAAGCAUAGACAAGGCACGUGAACUGUUUGACAAAACGCCUCAAAGAGAUGUUUUCUCAUGGAAUACCAUGAUUGCAGGAUAUGCACAGAAUGGAUCUUGCAAAGAUGCUCUCAAAAUCUUUGAAUUAAUGAAAUCCUCUGGGACAUGUCCUGACACUGUAACCUUUGCUUGUGUUCUAUUUGCGUGCAGCCAUGCAGGUUUAGUGGAUGAGGGCAGUGCUUACUUUAAUCACAUGAAUAAACUUUAUUGCAUUACACCUACAGUUGAUCAUUAUGUGUGCAUGGUUGAUCUUCUUGCCCGUGCUGGCCAUCUUGAAGACACUCUAAACUUUAUCAUUAAGAUGCCCAUUAAACCUAUGGUGGUUGUGUGGAUGUCUUUUCUUGCUGCCUGUAAAUCACAUAUGAAUAUAGGCUUAGCAGUAUUUACAGCAAUGCUGCUUUUUGAUUUGGAUCCUAAAAAUGCUGCGAUUUAUGUUCUUCUCUCAAACAUCUAUGCAGAAGUGGGCAGGUGGGGUGAAGUUCAGACGGUAAGGAGAUUGAUGAAAGAUGAAGGAAUUAAAAAGAUCCCUGGAUGUAGUUGGAUUGAAGAAAAUAAAAUGGUACAUGUUUUUUGUAUAGGAGACAGAUCUCAUCCACGGAUACAGGAGAUCUAUGCAAAGUUGGAGGAAUUGGCAUGGGAGAUGAAGGCAGCAGGGUAUUGUCCAGAUUCGAGACAUUUACCUAAUGAUGUGGAAGAGGAGGAAAAAGAAUUAUUUCUCUCCCACCAUAGUGAAAAGUUGGCGAUUGCAUUUGGUUUGUUAAACAUGCCUCCUGGAACAACUAUUAGAGUCGUUAAAAACCUUCGAGUAUGUACUGAUUGUCACACUGCAACGAAAUUUAUCUCCAAGAUUGUUGGAAGAGAAAUUGUUGUGAGAGAUGCCAAUCGUUUCCAUCAUUUUAAACAGGGACACUGUUCUUGCGGAGAUUAUUGGUGAUGCAAAAUGAAGGAAUUUUAAAAAUGGUCUUGCACCUUAAUAGUGUGCACUGCCAGACCUGCAGUAAUAAUGAAAGGGACAACAUUUUAUUUUUCAGUUUCUAGAAAGGCUUUUCGUUUUGUUGUUUUUGUUUUUGAGCAUUUGGCAAUUUAGAGCAUAUUUGUUUAAGACUGCUUUCAUUUAAUUGUUUUCAGGAAACCUGCAUGUACGAAACGAAAAGCUGGAGGAGGUGGAGGAUGGGUAAAAAAUGAAAGGCGAGGAACACAAAAAGUAAACAGAAAGAUGCUUGACCAUCAGGAAAUGGAGAGGAGGGUUCCCAAUCCACCCUUGCCAUUUUGUAUAGUUUUUGAAUUUCAAUUAAUUGUGUUUUCUUUUGUUUUUGAUAGGUUGAUUAUUUCAGAUUAAAUUGCACAUUGCAAGUUAUGUAUAUAUUGCAUAUAAGUACAUGUAGAUUUUGUCUAAUUUAUGGUUAGAUGUCUCUUGAAA